Messenger RNA from Saccoglossus kowalevskii, 702 nucleotides. RefSeq lists its product as uncharacterized. Gene Ontology annotation, cellular component: cytoplasm. Gene Ontology annotation, molecular function: protein binding. The record is from RefSeq and is a predicted model, not a curated record. Lineage: Eukaryota; Metazoa; Hemichordata; Enteropneusta; Harrimaniidae.
AUGUCGGUGAGCAUAGAAUACGAACCAUUCAUAAACCGUCAGGGAGACCUGGGUGUGGGAGUUGACCUGGAUAAUUACGGGCUGUCGGCAAUACCGAAAGAGAUCUACGGCCAGCGCAAUCUAAUCGGGCUUAAUUUGGGACGCAAUAGAAUAACAGAGUUUCCACGGGAGGUCGUGAACUUGAAAAAAUUGGAGAACCUGAUACUUAGCGACAAUGAAAUGGAAUCCCUUCCCGAUGUCCUUUGCGAGCUCGAUGAGCUCAGAGUUCUGGAUUUGCGAAGGAAUAAACUCACCGACCUCCCCAAAGAGAUAUCGGACUUGCAGAACUUGCGGGAACUCUGGCUGGACAGCAAUGCGUUUUCCACUUUCCCGGACGCCCUGUGUACUUCCGAGAUCGAAGAGCUGUAUCUGCGAAAUAACGGUUUGCAGGAGUUGCCCGAAAAUCUGAGUAAACUGCGAUGUCUAAAGGUGCUGGUUGUCAGUGGUAACCAGUUGAGCGGCCUGCCUGAAUGUAUUGGGAAUAUGGUGCAGUUAGAGGAGAUUUGGGCACAGAAAAACAACAUCAGCAAGCUACCGAAAACGAUCACCAAGCUUCCCAAGUUGAAGAAAAUCAUCUUAGACGGCAACCCUGUCACUUACCCACCCAUGGGCGUCUGCAGACAAGGAGUGAAGGCGAUCAAACAGUAUUUAACUGAAAAUUGA